AUGCCACCACGAAAGAAAGCAAAGGUGUCCCAUGCGGCAUCGCCGACACCAACAUCACAGCCCAAAACACCCACACCAGCAGAGAGCUCGCCCAACAAGGCGGCAGAGCAACUAAUCAACGACCCAUGGACCGACGAAGAAGAGAUCGGCCUCUUCAAAGGUCUGAUGCGCUGGAAGCCAACUGGUAUUCACAAGCACUUCCACCUUCUGUCCCUACACCAGUUCCUGCUAGAUGGCGGCUACAUACACCCGAAGAGUGAGCACACAAAGCCGGCUGGCAUAUGGCGGAAGCUCGAAACACUCUACAACCUUGAAGCUCUGGACGAGCGCGAAGACGCGCGACAAUUGGAUAAGGUGGAGAUUCCAGCUGCGUUCCGCAUCAAACGCACAGACAGCGACGAGGAGAUGAGCAGUAGUGCGGACAAUGAUGCGGAUGCAUAUAGUGACGCGGCGAACAAGAUUGACAACGACGACUUUGAGCUUCCGGAUGCUGAGUUUGGGCAAGAGAAAUGGGAGCGCAGACUGGAGGGCGGCAAGCAGAGGAAGGGCUCCAGCCCAAUGGUGCUGCCUGAGUUGAACAAGGCGAGUGAGCCUCCUGUACGGUUUACGCCUAGCUUCAGCAUCGAGCCAAGCGAAGCUGCCACACCUGCGUCAAGGACUGGAAGACCAAGGGCUGGUACAGCAGGAGCGAAGGGCAGAGCAGCUGCCGCUGCCGCCUCUGCUGCUUCUGGUACAAGGAGAUCUACGAGGCAUGCUGAAAGCGUCGCGGGUGAUGAGGAGCAAGACGACGAACAAGAGGAUGAGCCGGACGAGGACGAGGACGAAGAGGAGAGUGGGCAGAGCAAGCAAAGCACACCUGCGCCUCGCAGCACGCGCAGCACGAAAGGUGCUCGCGGGCGUCCGGCACGUGGCCAGAAGCGUCGUGGCAGAGGCAAGUAG
Molecule: messenger RNA, 939 nt
Organism: Saxophila tyrrhenica
Lineage: Eukaryota; Fungi; Ascomycota; Dothideomycetes; Mycosphaerellales; Extremaceae
Exons: 2
Coding region: 1-939 (312 amino acids)
Biological process (GO): regulation of transcription by RNA polymerase II
Cellular component (GO): NuA4 histone acetyltransferase complex; nucleus
Source: RefSeq, a predicted model, not a curated record